Cinara cedri is the source of this 2931-nucleotide messenger RNA. NCBI's taxonomy places the organism in Eukaryota, Metazoa, Arthropoda, Insecta, Hemiptera, Aphididae. The record is from the annotation of a GenBank genome assembly.
GAUAGGUCUGUCUUAAAUCCUAGAUUUAAUUAAUAUUUAAUUCAUUAAACAAAUUGACCAAUAUUAUUAUACAAAAAAAAUGGUUACACUGACUGUUGUUAUGAUAACGCAUUCUUAUUAGAUAACAUAUUUAUUUAAAUCCUAACAAAAAUAUAAACUUUAAUAUUUGUAUUUCAAUUUAAAAACUAAGUAGAGGUAAACUUAAAUGCAUUAUUAGGUUAUAAGUUUUAUUAGUUUAUGACCAGUAUUGAAUGAAUAUUCUACAAUUAAAAGUAAAAUCAUAUUAAUAUGUGAAAAAAAGGUGGUAAGUAAAUAUUACAUAUUUUAUUUUACAAAUUGCAUUCCUGUGCAAUGGGAAUUUAUAUUACCUACUUCAAAAAUAGAGUAUUAUUUUUCUAUGUAAAUUUAUUUUAAAAUAUGUUUGAUUAAAUAUAAUUAAAAUAGACAUUUUAAUAAAUAAGGUAUUAUUCAAAUGAUAAUUAUUAUUUUUAUUAAAAACUUUUAACUGUUUUGUAAGUAUACUCUUUAAAAAUUAUACCUUCAAUAAAUUAAACAGUGUGUAAGAAGAACACGUCAGUUUUCUAAUUUGAAAUUAAAAAAUUAACAUUCAUACCACUCUAGUGGUUUUCGAAACUCAAAAUAGAAAGGGGCAAUGAAUUGAGGAAUUGCUGGAUGGACAAAAUUUAGCAUGAUAUUGAGAGAUGUGGAGAAAAGGGUUCACGGCUGAAAAAAUCGUAAGACAUUGAUGGUGAUGACUAAAACUCUUACUGAUUUAUUAAGCCACACAAUAAUGAUGAACAUUCCUGCCUACUACAUUAAAUUUAUUUAUAUAUUAUUGGUAGAGCACUAAAACUGAAACUAUUCUUUAAAUAUUGUAAUAUUUUUAAAUAAGAAACAAUAACUUGUCUAUUCGUAUGUUAACAAUACUAGUAAAUAAUUAUUACUUUUCAUUAAUAGGUUAAGCUUUAGAUUUAGCAAAACCAAUUUUUAUAUUUCACUGAAUCGUAAUCAUUAUCAAUAUGGAUCCAGCAUUACUGAAAGAAAGAGAGUUGUUCAAACUUAAAGCAUCAGCUAUUCCUGUGUUAGUACAUUAUCAUAAUAUUCUUAAAUUGUAAAUAACUGAUUAGAUAAAAAAUAUUGUGAUAAUAACUAUUCUAAUUCUAGAGUUGAAAAAAGAUUAAAAGAGGACACCAGCAAUAGAGAUGAAGUUAAAAGAAAAUCAAAACCAUUACCAUCUAUGCCUAGACCACCAUCACCACCAAAUGCUUCAAGUUCCAUCAAGUAUGAACUUUUCUUUGAAUAAUCUUUGAAUAUACACUAUUUAUUUUUUAAAUAAUUAAAUUAAUAUUUAUAAAAAUGACUGUAUUAGUUAUAAAUCAUAUGGUCAAAGUUCUCAAUAUAAAUUUGGUGUACUAACCAAGAUUGUUAAGUAUAUAAGAGCUAGGCAUCAAGAUGGAGAUGAUCAUCCAUUAACAAUAGAUGAACUAUUGGAUGAAACUAAUCAAUUAGAUGUGGGAGCUAAAGUCAAAACAGUAAAUUAAAUAUUUUUAGAUUUUUAAUUGUUUUAUAAUUAAUUGGCAUUUUUAAAUAUUAAGUGGCUGGAGGUUGAAGCACUCCCGGGAAAUCCAAAAAUUGAACGUACAUCUGAUGGAAGAUAUAUGUUUAAGCCUCCUUAUAAACUAAAAGAUAGAAAAGCUUUGUUAAAAUUACUAAAACAACAAGAUUUAAAAGGUUUAGGAGGAAUUAUGAUGGAUGACAUUCAAGAAUCAUUACCAAAUUGUGAAAAAGCUUUAAAGGUAACAAGAACUCUAAAAUAUGAUAAGACUAUUAUUACAUUAAUAUUUGUUUUUGAAUAGCAUUUACAAAAUGAAAUAUUAUAUGUUUGUCGGCCAGGAGAUAAAAAAAAAGUAAUGUUUUAUAAUGAUAAAUCUGCAACUAUUGAUAUUAAUGAGGAUUUCAAAAAAAUGUGGAGAAGCAUUGCAGUGGAAAAUAUGGAUGAUGAAAAAAUUGAAGAACAUUUAGAAAAACAAGUAUAUUUGCCAUAUUUUACAACAAACUUUUUAGCUGAUAUAAUAUUUAAUAUUAAAAUUGUACAGGGCAUAAGUUCUAUGCAAGAUAAUGGUAUUAAAAAAGUUAAUCAUAUAAAAAGGAAGAAACCAGUGUCAAAGAAAAGGAUUUCCAAGAGACCAAGAGAUAAUGAACAUUUAGCAAAUGUAUUAGAAGAUUAUGAUACACUGUAAAUGUUUGUAAAAUUAUAUUUUUAUUUGUAUUGUUAAACAUUACUUGUAUUAAAAAGUUGUAAGAAAAAAAGAUAUUUUUAAUAUUUUUAUACAACAGAAUAAUUUUUAAACAAAUAUUUGUAUACUAAACUGUGUUUUUUAAAAAUUUUUAAUAAUUGUGUCAAUAUCCAUAAGAGCUUUUAAUCGUAAUGGUAUAGUCCCUAAGCUCACUAGCUUGUCAGGUUUUUCAGCUUCAACUUUUGUAAGGCUAAAUAAUUCCUAAACAAAAUAUAAUUGCAUGACGAGUUAAAAUCAAUUCUAUUUAUUCAUUUAAAUAUGUAAAUACUUAUAUAAAUAAAUCAAGUUACCUUAUGAUGUUUAUCUUCAUUAGCUUUUAAUAAUUCAUAUUCUUUUCCAUUAAAAAUUAAAACAACACGGCCAGAUCUAUAAUAUUGUACUUUACCAAUUGGUUUCCCAGGAUUAUUGGCUUCUAGGUCGUUCUGGUAAUAAAAAUAUGCAUUUAAUAUUAAACAUUUUAAUUGAUUUAUUAUUAUUGUAAUAUUACUUCAACUUUAAUAUUGUGUUCAUUAUAUUCUAUUUUAAUAGGUACUUCAGUUUUUGGCAUAAGCAUUGUUGUAUCACCAUUCCCGUUUUCAGUUAGAUCAAUAUCGGUAAUUUUUGGUUCAGAACUAAAUGAAGAAUCAUAAAACUA